Messenger RNA from Boeremia exigua, 1812 nucleotides. Its product is annotated as male sterility protein-domain-containing protein. The record is from RefSeq and is a predicted model, not a curated record. The annotation marks the transcript as partial. Gene Ontology annotation, molecular function: gluconokinase activity. The transcript has a single exon. NCBI's taxonomy places the organism in Eukaryota, Fungi, Ascomycota, Dothideomycetes, Pleosporales, Didymellaceae. Gene Ontology annotation, cellular component: cytoplasm.
AACAAUACGCUUGGUCAAAGAACUAUUCUCAAAUACUCAGACAUCGCACUUCGUAGCGUUCACAUGCACAGUCUCCGCACUACAGUUACAAAAGAAGACAUGUCAGUUGAAGACACUAUGCAGGAGCUUCUCCUCAAGUACAGUAACUUCAAAAGUGUCAGCAAGCGGACUGUGGUUCUGACAGGUACUACUGAAUUACUCGGCGCUCAUGUGCUUGCGCAAUUGGUAGCACGUACCGAUGUUGAGACUGUUUACUGCCUUGUCCGCGCAGAUGACAACCAAGAUGCAGCGCGCAAGGUCACGCAGUCGCUUAUCCAGCGUAAGGUUUACCACAGCUUAUCUCUGAAGGCGCGCGCAAAGAUCAGUGCACUACAUUCCGACUUCUCGGAUGCUUAUCUAGGACUACCCACCGCGACGUACACUACGAUUACUCAGAAGGUGACCAACAUCAUCCACUGCGAGUGGGCUGUCAACCUCAAGUUGGACCUCCAGUACUUUGAAAAGGUCUACAUUGCAGGUUUAAACCAUCUCAUCAAUCUCUGUCUCGCCAGCCUUACCCCAGGACACGCAACUUUCGACUUCUGCUCCUGCGUCAGUACCGUCGCACGGUGCUCAAGCAAAGUAGCACCCGAAGAAGUCGCUCAUUUGGAUUGGGCUCAGGAUACGGGUUAUGCACAGAGUAAGUGUGUCGCAGAGCAACUCUGUGAAGCGGCUGCCCAAAAGAAGGGUAUCAAAGCCCGAGUGCUCCGGGUUGAUCAGAUUGUCGCCGACACUGUUCAUGGUGUUUGGAACAAAUAUGAAGCCAUACCUCUCAUGAUACAAUCAGCACUCACAGUUGGAGUUUUACCUAGGCUGCAAGAGUUCCCGAGUUGGACUCCAGUAGACAUUGUUGCACGAGCCAUUACUGAAAUUUCGCUCAGCGAUGCUGGAGCAAUUGUUGCAAACAUUGCUAAAGCGAAGAAAUUCUCUUGGACGGACGAAAUUCUUCCUGCUUUGCGUCAAGCUAGGCUUAAGUUUGAUGAAGUUGAGCCGCAGGAAUGGGUUGCGCGCCUGCGCAAGUCCAGCGACGACGUGGGUGCAGCCUUCAAGCUGGUAAACUUUCUCGCUUCUGAGUACGACCAGACGAAUUUUGGCUCACCUAUGACCUACGAGACUGCAGUUGCAUGUCAAUGGUCGCCCACUCUACAUCAUACGUCACUACUCGAUGCAUCGUUCGUCAAAACCUUCGUCGACCAGUUCAUGUCCAGUGUUUGGAAGCAGCCUUCCACUGCCAUUGCUGAGAAGAAGAAACAGGUCAUUGUCGUUGCUGGCCCUUGUGGAAGUGGUAAGUCGACCGUCGCAAAGCAUCUCAGCAUCACUCUCAAAGCACCCUUCAUUGAGGGGGAUGAACUGCACUCACGCAGUGCUGUCGAGAAGAUGGCUUCGGGUACUCCGCUUGACGAUGACGACCGUGCACCUUGGCUAAACAGACUGAACAAGCGCGCGCUUGAGACGAUCAACGACUUGGGCUAUGAAAUGGCCAUCGUGUCUUGCUCCGCGCUGAAAAAGCAGUACCGCAACAACUUCCGGGUUCUGGAGCAGCAUCAUGUGAGAGUCAUCUUCUUGGACCUUCAAGCUGAGAAGGACGAGCUCGUGCGUCGGGUUCAGAAUCGUGGCUCACACUUCAUGAAGUCCAGGAUGGUCACCAGCCAACUUGCCAUCUACAGCGCGCCAUCAGAGGACGAGGUGGAUGUUCUGCCCAUAGAUGCUGGCAAAUGUAUCGCGGAGGUCAUUGAAGAAGUCGAGGCUCUCUUAAAGAUGGUAGACAUCUAG